AACUGUGGAUGGUUAGAAUUUGUUUUCAUUGACUGAAGUUGUAAAUUAUAAUGAGCAAUCUUCAGUGCAUGACCAAAUCCUCGUGUGUUCCCGGCUACCAAGAGAAGAGUACAAACUAGUGUUUGGUUACGAAUAUGCUUGCUUGCUAGGUCGUCCCUUUCUUCUUCUGAAUUUGUUAAACACCUGUUUGGUUAUCAGAGAGUUCAAUAUCUUGGAUUUGUUGGAAGGCUUGGUAGCAUGAGGAUAGGUUGUUGUUGGGUCAUCCUCUCUUACUCGACUCUCUGUUGGUUCUUUUUCAAUACUAUUAGUGUCUCAUAUGCUGUCGACACUCUUACUGUUGGCCAGGUAAUGAAAGACUGGGAUUACUUGGAAUCUCCAAACAAGCGCUAUUGAUUACACUUCUCAAGCCCAGACGGAUCCACCUCUCGCUACUUGGGAAUUCAACAUAUGGGUGUGUAUCCAUGGGUUAAUGUUAGAAUCCCCAUGCUAGUUUGGGUUGCCAACCGUGAUAAACCUAUAGCCGAUACCUCUGGAACUUUAAGCAUAUCCCAUGAUGGAAACCUGGUGCUUUCUAACUACAGUGGCAACUUCUACACCAUACUAAAUGCACAACACCCUGCCAUGAGCAGUAGUAACACGAGUGCAACUCUACUCAAUACGGGUAAUUUGGUUCUGAGAGCUGCGGGAAAACAUAUCGUGUGGCAAAGUUUUGAUUAUCCCUCUGAUACCUGGCUACCAGGCAUGAAAUUGGGAUUGUUUAAAUCCAGUACGGGUCAGUUAGAAAACCAGUUUCUCACUUCAUGGCUGAGUGAUCAAGUACCAGCUAUGGGGGCUUUUACUUUUGGCGUUGAUCCCAACAAUACAAAGCAGCUUGUAAUCUGGAAAAGAGGGGUCAUUUACUGGCGGAGUGGGAUGUGGAAUGGGUAUAACUUUACUUACUUUGCUCAGAGUUAUGAUAUACAAUUCAACUUCAGCUACUUCUCUAACGAGGGGCAGAGCUAUUUCACUUUUACAGUGAAUGAAAAUAAACAUAGUUAUUGGAUUGACCUACGCUCGGUUGGGAUAAUUGGGGCAGUUGGUAUAUCAAAAGAAUUGGGGAGCUUCCCAGACAUCAGUGAUGCACCAAUUUUCUGUCACCCUGGCCAAGUGAGAUUCAGGCCUAUUAAUCAGGGGUGUGUAGCCCCCGAGCCAUCCAACUGCACAACUGGAGACGCAUUCAUUAAGACAAUUAGUGUUGAACCAAAGUCAUAUGAUGAAAUGAUUUACGGAAUCAAUUACAGCCUAGGUAUCAGUGACUGCGAAGAUAUUUGUAGACGACACUGUUCUUGUAUAGCUUAUUCUUCUGGUAAACUGAGCGGGUGCAGCUUUUUUAGUGAUAUUGAGAAAUCUCCCUUUUCAACAUAUAUUCUUUACAUAAGGGCGGGCUUCAUGGUAGAGAAAGGUAAUUCGAAGAAGAGGCAGCUGUGGUUGGCUAUUGGUGGUGCAGUAGCUUUUUUCAUAGUCACCUUCUUGUUGUAUCUAUGGUGGAAAAAUCCCCACUUUCAAGGAAAUAAUGGAAGAAGUAAAGAUGAGACAAGUCAAGAUACUGAGUUGUUGUUGUAUGAACAAAAAACUGAAGCAGCAAUUAUUGAUGAUCAUGAGUUAAUUCUGUUCACUCUUCGUAGCAUAGAAAUCGCUACAGAUUACUUUUCUGACGCAAAUAAGCUUGGGCAGGGUGGUUUUGGGUCAGUUUAUAAGGGUAAGCUAGUUAAUGGAGAAGAAAUCGCUGUGAAAAGACUUUCUAUAAGUACCGGAGAAGGGUUAAGAGAGUUCAAGAAUGAGGUUAUAUUAAUCUCAAGGAUUCAACAUCGAAACCUUGUUAGACUUUUGGGUUAUUGCAGUCAAGGAGAUGAGAGGAUAUUAAUAUAUGAAUACUUGAAAAAUAAAAGCUUAGAUUCAUUUAUUUUUGAUAAAGCAACGCGAGCUUUACUGGACUGGAAAAUGCGUGUGAACAUCAUUGAAGGAAUUGCUCAAGGACUUCAAUAUCUCCACAAGUACUCUAGGUUAAGAAUCAUUCACAGGGAUCUAAAAACUAGCAACAUUUUGUUGGAUGAUAAUAUGAAUCCAAAAAUAUCUGACUUUGGCACUGCAAGAAUAUUUGGAGACAAUGAAGCUCAGGCAAACACAAAGAGAAUUGUUGGGACAUAUGGUUAUAUGUCUCCCGAGUAUGCUUUGGAUGGUCUAUUUUCGGUGAAGUCUGAUGUUUUUAGCUUUGGGGUCAUGAUGCUUGAGAUUAUAAGUGGGAAGAAGAAUACAGGUUUUUAUCAGCCUGAUCGUGUUUUGAAUUUAUUAGGAUAUGCUUGGGAUAUGUGGAACGAAGGAAGGGGAUUGGAGAUAAUGGAUGAAGUAUUAGUUGAAACAUGUACAAGUGAGGUUAUGAGAUACAUUGAAGUUGGUUUCUUGUGUGUUCAAGAAAGUGCAAUAGAUAGACCAACAAUUUCAGAAGUUUUGUCUAUGCUUAGUAAUGAAAGAUCCGCUAUACCUACUCCUAAGCAACCUGCUUUCUCUGCAAUCAUAGGUGUAAAUGAUGCCAAUAGACUUGAAAUUCCAAAGCCUUGCUCUAUAAAUGAUGUUACAAUUUCAGAAGUAAAAGGUCGAUGAUAUUAGUGAUUGCAAAACGGACAUUGCUUUUUAAACAAACUGAUCGUAAAUCUUGAAAGACAAUUGUUUCAUUAUGAUCUCAUAGCUGGUCUGUAAAUGAUUUGAAUGAAUAAUGGUCAGAUUAAUUGUCAUUAAUUAUUAAAUGAUGUUAUGGUAAUUUUAUGUGCACAAGAGAUUAGAUUCUUCCAUGAAAUUUGACUCUCUUUUUGUUUGGCAAAUAGACGAAUUAUUAAAAAACCAACACCAACUUAUUACCUAUUAAUGA
Molecule: messenger RNA, 2905 nt
Organism: Camellia sinensis
Lineage: Eukaryota; Viridiplantae; Streptophyta; Magnoliopsida; Ericales; Theaceae
Product: receptor-like serine/threonine-protein kinase SD1-8
Biological process (GO): protein phosphorylation
Cellular component (GO): plasma membrane
Molecular function (GO): protein serine/threonine kinase activity; ATP binding
Source: RefSeq, a predicted model, not a curated record